AUGUCGGUCCGACCUAAUCCUGAUAUCACUGUUCCUGAUGGUUCUGCCAAGCGUGGUGCUAAGAUAUUCAAGGCUAAGUGUGCUCAAUGCCAUACCUGUGAAGAAGGAGGUGCUGGGAAACAGGGUCCACCAUUACAUGGUCUAUUUGGACGUGAGGCUGGUAGGGUACCUAACUUUGAUUAUUCUGCUUCUAAUAAGAAUUCUGGCAUCACUUGGUCCCCUGAACAUCUAUUCCUAUACCUGGUCAAUCCCAAGAAGUAUAUACCCGGGACUAGGAUGGUGUUUGCUGGUAUGAAGAAAGAGAAGGAGAGGGCCGACCUGAUCGCAUUCGUCAAGAAUCAACAGGGUUUAUAA
Messenger RNA from Perkinsus marinus ATCC 50983, 354 nucleotides. Its product is annotated as cytochrome c, putative. Gene Ontology annotation, cellular component: mitochondrial intermembrane space. The record is from RefSeq and is a predicted model, not a curated record. Gene Ontology annotation, biological process: mitochondrial electron transport, cytochrome c to oxygen; mitochondrial electron transport, ubiquinol to cytochrome c. Lineage: Eukaryota; Perkinsozoa; Perkinsida; Perkinsidae. The coding region runs from base 1 to 354 and encodes 117 amino acids. Gene Ontology annotation, molecular function: electron transfer activity; heme binding. The transcript has a single exon.